This is a messenger RNA of Aspergillus sclerotioniger CBS 115572, 1878 nucleotides long. Its product is annotated as amidohydrolase. Gene Ontology annotation, molecular function: hydrolase activity, acting on carbon-nitrogen (but not peptide) bonds. The transcript has a single exon. Lineage: Eukaryota; Fungi; Ascomycota; Eurotiomycetes; Eurotiales; Aspergillaceae. The record is from RefSeq and is a predicted model, not a curated record. Bases 145 to 1791 code for a protein of 548 amino acids.
GUACGGUGACGCAUGUUUGUUGGGUAUGACUGGUCCAUCAACACAAUAUUCCGAGUGGACAGAUCAUCUCAACACCGCCGGUCAGCAUAUAAAGACCGUCAACGCGCAUGUGAAUUGUCGAGAAAUUGAGUUUCCAUCUUCACGAUGCGCGUCUACUCAUCGAUAGAUCCCAGCAAAGCCCUCGCCUUUCACAACGGCCGGGUAUACACCAUCAAUCGCAACCAGCCCUGGGCGGAGGCAUUCAUUGUGUCCCCCACCGGGAUCAUCGAACAUAUUGGCAGCAACAAAGCUGUUCUGAAGAUUGCCGCCUCGCGCGGUCUAGUUCAAUAUGACCUCCGGCAGCGCUUCGUCAUGCCCGGCAUCCACGACGCCCACACCCACCUGCUUGUCGCCGGCCUCCAAGCCCUGAAUGAAGCCCGCAUCGGAUUCAACUCCACGCCCGACAACAUCACCUCUCGACUCGCCCACAGCUCCUGUGCAUGCGCCUAUGCCAACGUCACGGGCGACUGGCUGAUCGGAAACUUCUACCAAGCCAGCCACUUUCCCGACGGCAUCCCCGAUCGCAAAUACCUCGACGAGCGGUAUCCAAACAAGCCGGUUCUCAUCCGCGAAGUCUCGUGUCACCGGAUUCUGCUCAACACGGAGGGGCUGCUGCGCGCGGGGAUCGAUCCCAACGGCACCCCAGAUCCGAAAGGGGGAUAUUAUGUGCGUCGUAAGGACGGAAAACUGACAGGUGAGGUGGUUGAGAAUGCCAUGACAGCGGUCUUUGACUGCCUUCCCAUUCCUCCCCUGGCACAUAUGAAGAGGGCGAUCCAGCACGCCAUGUCGAUCUGUCAUCGAUUUGGAAUUACUUCCUGCCAGGAAGCGUCGGCCAAUACGUUAUACCUACAUGCAGUCCGGGAACUGGAGCAAGAAAAUCGCCUUGAUCUUGAUAUUCACACACACAUUGUGGCCGCGCCAGUGUACUUUGCCAUGGAGCCGCAGGACAGCCUGGCAGGGCUAUUGGACGUAGCAGAGGGAUUCCGAAGCCGGCAUGUUCAUACCCAGUUUGUCAAAUUCUGGCUGGACGGGGCUCCCCUGCCCCCCGAAUUCACGCAGGCGGAUCUGGAUGCAAAUGGCCGACCCAUUCCGACCCAUUUGGCGUUGGAUGGAGAUUUCCUCUUUGAAGCUGUCAAGAAAUACGACAGCCGUGGCAUGACGUGCAAGUUGCACGUUGCAGGGGAGGGUUCUGCGCGACAGGCGCUAGAUGUGAUUGCCAUGGUCCGGGAAAGAAACCCGGCGGGUCCACGACACGAGCUUGCCCAUUGUAAUGCGGUGCAUGCAGAUGACAUUGCACGGUUCGCUCCGUUGAGAGUGACGGCAGAAAUGUCGCCAGCCAUCUUCCAUCAUGACGUGGUGGAUGAAUACCCCGAACUCAACAAAUGGGCCUUCAACGGGGUGCUCACGACGGGCGCACUCAUGACCAUUGGGUCGGACUGGAUGCUCCCCGAGACCCCAUCAUUGUUCGACGCGCUGGCUGCGAUUGUAAAGCGGGUGCGGUAUUUACCUGGCGGAGGCUCUCGCCGUCUGGGACCGGGGGAGACGGCGUUGCAGCGAGGCGGCGAGAUUUUAUGUCGCGUCUUAACCCUCAGCGGGGCCGAGGCAGUUGGGGCGCAGCAUCGCACAGGCAGUCUCGAGGUGGGCAAGAUGGCCAAUUUUAUUCUGGUCGAUCGGGAUUUGAGCCAAGGAGAAUUCAAGGGUGCGACCGUGUUGGAGACGUGGUUUGAGGGGCGGAGAGUGUUCCAGGCGUAGUGAGAUCCGCUGUAUAUACCAAAAGGAUGGAUGUGAUGCCAUAGUGAUGAACUGGCGGAAUACGAAAUAAAGCCUGGGGUUGCUGCC